Molecule: messenger RNA, 6361 nt
Organism: Penaeus monodon (black tiger shrimp)
Lineage: Eukaryota; Metazoa; Arthropoda; Malacostraca; Decapoda; Penaeidae
Product: mucin-17-like
Exons: 5
Coding region: 31-6360 (2109 amino acids)
Cellular component (GO): chitin-based extracellular matrix
Molecular function (GO): structural constituent of chitin-based larval cuticle
Source: RefSeq, a predicted model, not a curated record
CAGGAGGAGCCGCACCUUCCCUCGGCAAGCAUGGCGGGUUGGAUUAGCUCAGUGGUGUUGUCUGCUACAGCAGUUAUCACACUGGGUUUUCCGUAUCCUGAUGCAGAAUAUAAUAUCCCUAAUGUAGGUGUUGGCAGGCGAUCACAAUUUUAUGUUCUACACGCUGAUGGGGGAUACAAAUACGGAUAUGACACUAAAGAAGGCACCUACGAGAAAGCUAAAUCGGAUUCCCCAGGAAAUGUAAUGGGAUCUUUUGGUUAUACUGAUCCAACUGGAACAGGUGUUCAGCUCGAUUAUACAGCUGAUGAUAGAGGUUUUAUACCCAAGGGCACUCAUCUUCCUCAGGCUCCUAGUGCAGCCACUGGUGAGCUCCCUACAACCAAUAAAAACUAUGUUCGCCCUGUUACAUACUCAUCCCCAGACACUCCUGAAACUAGAUCUGAUGCAAGUUACAGCUUUAACUAUGAGGCUGAUACCAGUUCCCGUUCUGAAAGUGCUGAUUCAGAUUUAAAUGUUCAAGGAACCUAUAGUUUUAGGCCUGAUGAUGGAGUUCAAAGAACUGUCAACUAUAGAGCAGGGAGUGGAAUUGGUUUUGUAGCUGAAGGGUCUCACUUACCUGUAGCUCCUACAGGGUCAAGGGCCUCUACAGCAUCUCGACCUGUAGCAGCAACGAAGGCUUCAUCUCCUACUACAUAUUCAGCACCAUCUGGAGUGGCUUCUGUUGGAAGCUCUUCAUCUCCCGAUGGAAGUUAUAGCUUCAACUACAAGACUGAUGAUAGUUCUCGUUCAGAGAGUGCUGACUCCGACCUGAAUGUCCAAGGAACUUACAGUUUUAGACCUGACGAUGGAGUUCAGAGAACUGUGACUUACAGAGCAGGGAGUGGAACUGGUUUUGUUGCCGAAGGGUCUCACUUACCUGUAGCUCCUUCAGGAUCAGGAGCCUCUACUGCAUCUCGACCUGUAGCAGCAACGAAGGCUUCAUCUCCUACUACAUACUCUGCACCAUCUGGAGUGUCCUCUGUUGGAAGCUCUUCAUCUCCUGACGGCAGCUACAGCUUUAACUAUAAGACUGAUGAUAGCUCCCGUUCAGAGAGUGCUGACUCUGCCUUGAAUGUCCAAGGAUCUUAUAGUUUUAGACCUGAUGAUGGAGUUCAAAGAACUGUAAAUUAUAGAGCAGGGAGUGGAACUGGUUUUGUUGCCGAAGGGUCUCACUUACCUGUAGCUCCUUCAGGAUCAGGAGCCUCUACUGCAUCUCGACCUGUAGCAGCAACGAAGGCUUCAUCUCCUACUACAUACUCUGCACCAUCUGGAGUGUCCUCUGUUGGAAGCUCUUCAUCUCCUGACGGCAGCUACAGCUUUAACUAUAAGACUGAUGAUAGCUCCCGUUCAGAGAGCGCUGACUCUGCCUUGAAUGUCCAAGGAUCUUUUAGUUUUAGACCUGAUGAUGGAAUUCGUCGAACUGUGAAUUACAGAGCAGGGAGUGGAACUGGUUUUGUUGCUGAAGGGUCUCAUUUGCCUGUUGCCCCAUCAAGUGCAUCUGAAACAAGUCCAGGUGUAUCAUCUCCAGUGGCUACAAAGAAAGAUCGUCCUACUACUUAUUCAGCACCUCAAGUGUCUCAGGUGAAAAGUUCUUCAUCUCCUGAUGGAAGUUACAGUUUUAACUAUGAGACUGAUACCAGUUCUCGUUCUGAGAGUGCUGACUCUGACCUGAAUGUCCGAGGAACUUACAGUUUUAGUCCUGAUGAUGGAGUUCAGAGAACUGUGAAUUAUAGAGCAGGGGGUGGUAUUGGAUUUGUUGCUGAAGGAUCCCACCUCCCUGUAGCUCCUUCAGGAUCAGGAGCUUCCACUGCAUCUCAGCCUCUUUCUUCCUCUUCUACUACAUAUUCUGCACCAUCUGGAGUGGCUUAUGUUGGAAGCUCUUCUGUUGGAAGCUCUUCAUCUCCUGAUGGAAGUUACAGGUUCAGCUAUAAAACCGAUGAUAGCUCCCGGUCAGAGAGUGCUGACUCUGCCUUGAAUGUCCAAGGAUCUUAUAGUUUUAGACCUGAUGAUGGAGUUCAAAGAACUGUAAAUUAUAGAGCAGGGAGUGGAACUGGCUUUGUUGCUGAAGGGUCUCACUUACCUGUAGCUCCUUCAGGAUCAGGAGCCUCUACUGCAUCUCGACCUGUAGCAGCAACGAAGGCUUCAUCUCCUACUACAUACUCUGCACCAUCUGGAGUGUCCUCUGUUGGAAGCUCUUCAUCUCCUGACGGCAGCUACAGCUUUAACUAUAAGACUGAUGAUAGCUCCCGUUCAGAGAGUGCUGACUCUGCCUUGAAUGUCCAAGGAUCUUAUAGUUUUAGACCUGAUGAUGGAGUUCAAAGAAUUGUAAAUUAUAGAGCAGGGAGUGGAACUGGUUUUGUUGCCGAAGGGUCUCACUUACCUGUAGCUCCUUCAGGAUCAGGAGCCUCUACUGCAUCUCGACCUGUAGCAGCAACGAAGGCUUCAUCUCCUACUACAUACUCUGCACCAUCUGGAGUGUCCUCUGUUGGAAGCUCUUCAUCUCCUGACGGCAGCUACAGCUUUAACUAUAAGACUGAUGAUAGCUCCCGUUCAGAGAGUGCUGACUCUGCCUUGAAUGUCCAAGGAUCUUAUAGUUUUAGACCUGAUGAUGGAGUUCAAAGAACUGUAAAUUAUAGAGCAGGGAGUGGAACUGGUUUUGUUGCCGAAGGGUCUCACUUACCUGUAGCUCCUUCAGGAUCAGGAGCCUCUACUGCAUCUCGACCUGUAGCAGCAACGAAGGCUUCAUCUCCUACUACAUAUUCAGCACCAUCUGGAGUGGCUUCUGUUGGAAGCUCUUCAUCUCCUGAUGGAAGUUACAGCUUCAACUACAAGACUGAUGAUAGUUCUCGUUCAGAGAGUGCUGACUCCGACCUGAAUGUCCAAGGAACUUACAGUUUUAGACCUGACGAUGGAGUUCAGAGAACUGUGACUUACAGAGCAGGGAGUGGAACUGGUUUUGUUGCCGAAGGUUCUCACUUACCUGUUGCCCCAUCAGGUACAUCUAGAACAAGGCCGGGUGUAUCAUCUCCAGUGGCUACAAAGAGUAAUCGGCCUUCUACUUAUUCAGCACCUUCUGGAACAGCUCAGGUCAAAAGUUCUUCAUCCUCUGAUGGGAGUUACAGCUUUAGCUAUGAUGCGGAUACCAGUUCCCGAGCUGAGAGUGCUGAUUCCAAUCUCAAUGUACAGGGGACUUACAGUUUUAAUGCUGAUGAUGGAAUCCAGCGAACUGUAAAUUAUCGAGCAGGUUCUGCAACUGGUUUUAUUGCUGAAGGCAAACACUUGCCAACUGCUUCAACAGAUGUAUCAAGCCAUUCUCAACCUCUUAUUACUGUCAAAAGCUCACCUUCAUCAGUUUAUCGCUCAUCACCCGGGGUCCAGUCUUCUCGAAGCCGCACUGUAGGUAAUGUUUUGCUCCACCAAUAUGACUCAACAAACAAGGCUGGAAAAUAUGGCUAUGUCUUUACUGAACUGCGUCGUUACUUGACAACCUGGAAAACGAAGGCUUGGUUGCAGUUAGAACCAGGCCGAGGUGGGCAGCGGGCGCUGCUUGAAAGCCCGAGGCUCGGCGCUCGACCUGGUGAAAGUAUCAGGAGUCGACACAGGGACCCCAACUCCUCCGCCGCUAACAUGAGGACGUGGACUAGCUUAACCGUGUUGUCCGUGGCGGUGGUUAGCACGCUGAGUUUUCCACGUCCUGAUGCCGAGUACAAGAUUCCGACCGUAGGCGUCGGUGCCAGGGCACAAUACUAUGUUCUCCACGACGACGGGACCUUCAAGUAUGGCUACGACACUGGUGACGGAGCCUAUGAGUCUGCAAUGGCAAAUGCUCCCGGGGACGUAUCUGGCUCGUUUGGAUACAAGGAUGCAUCCGGGGCAGACAUAAAGCUGGAUUAUACAGCUAAUGACCAAGGCUUCCUUGUCAGCGGAUCUCAUCUGCCAGUUGCCCCAGUGGCUGAAUUUGGCUCGCGCGUAUCUACAAAAAGUGCAUCUACGACUUAUAAUGCACUUGCUGUCCCUUCACGACCUAUUGUCUCUACACAACCUAUAGCUCCGCAGACACCAGUUGAGGAAGCACAAGUACGAAGCUCUGCUUUUGACGAUGGAAGCUACUCUUUCUCCUACGAGACUCAGAGUAGCUCACGACAUGAAAGUGCUGAUGCUCUUAACAACGUCAAGGGAAGGUAUUCCUUUAUUGCUGAUGAUAAUAUAAAUCGGGAAAUCCAGUACGUUGCUGGAGCUGACACCGGUUAUAUUGCUGAAGGAGACUCCCUUCCUCAAGGACCAUCUGUUCCAGGCGCAGAGUCUGGUAUUCCAACUGGACGCAUUCUUCCUGUUCUGUCUGAGGAAGAGGCUAACAAGCUUGCCGCUGCCACUUCUGGUUCUGUAAGUGGUAGCCUUCUGACUGGUGCCACCUACAGUUCCACAAGUGGUAGCCCUUUGACUGGUGCUACCUACAGUUCCCCACGUGACUCCGCUCCAAGGGACGCCUCUUACUCUUUCAGUUAUGAUGCUGGUCAAAGCUCGCGAUCCGAAAGUGCUGAUCCCAACCUUAACGUACAGGGAACUUUCAGCUUUGAUGCUGAUGAUGGAAUUAGAAGGACUGUGAACUAUGUUGCUGGAUCUGCUACCGGAUUUGUUGCUGAAGGCAAACACUUACCUGUUGCUCCAGAUGCUGAUUUUGGCUCUCGAAUUCAGUCUUCCAGCCCAGGUGUUGUGUCAACCAAGAGUGCAGCUACAACCUAUGGUGCUCCUGCUCCUUCACGAUCUGCUGCCCCUUCACAACCUGCUGCCCCGGCAGCACCCGUUGAGGAAGCACAAGUACGAAGCUCUGCUCUUGACGAUGGAAGCUACUCUUUCUCCUACGAGACUCAGAGUAGCUCGCGACAUGAAAGUGCUGAUGCUCUUAACAACGUCAGGGGAAGGUAUUCCUUUAUUGCUGAUGAUAAUAUAAAUAGGGAAAUCCAGUACGUUGCUGGAGCUGACACCGGUUAUAUUGCUGAAGGAGACUCCCUUCCUCAAGGACCAUCUGUUCCAGGCGCAGAGUCUGGUAUUCCAACUGGACGCAUUCUUCCUGUUCUGUCUGAGGAAGAGGCUAACAAGCUUGCCGCUGCCACUUCUGGUUCUGUAAGUGGUAGGCCUUUGACUGGUGCCACUUACAGUUCCACAAGUGGUAGCCCUUUGACUGGUGCUACCUACAGUUCCCCACGUGACUCCGCUCCAAGGGACGCCUCUUACUCUUUCAGUUAUGAUGCUGGUCAAAGCUCGCGAUCUGAAAGUGCUGAUCCCAACCUUAACGUACAGGGAACUUUCAGCUUUGAUGCUGAUGAUGGAAUUAGAAGGACUGUGAACUAUGUUGCUGGAUCUGCUACCGGAUUUGUUGCUGAAGGCAAACACUUACCUGUUGCUCCAGAUGCUGAUUUUGGCUCUCGAAUUCAGUCUUCCAGCCCAGGUGUUGUGUCAACCAAGAGUGCAGCUACAACCUAUGGUGCUCCUGCUCCUUCACGAUCUGCUGCCCCUUCACAACCUGCUGCCCCGGCAGCACCCGUUGAGGAAGCACAAGUACGAAGCUCCUCUCUUGACGAUGGAAGCUACUCUUUCUCCUACGAGACUCAGAGUAGCUCACGACAUGAAAGUGCUGAUGCUCUCAACAACGUCAGGGGAAGGUAUUCCUUUGUUGCUGAUGAUGACGUAAAUAGGGAAAUCCAGUACGUUGCUGGAUCUGACACCGGCUACAUUGCUGAAGGAGACUCCCUUCCUCAAGGACCAUCUGUUCCAGGUGCAGAGUCUGGAAUUCCAACUGGACGUAUUCUUCCUGUUCUUUCUGAAGAAGAAGCCAAUGCUCUAGCAGGAGUCUCACCUCUGCUGAAGUCUGGAGAGGGGAGCAAUAUUGCAGACACUGAAGCAGAUGCUUCAUACAAAUUUUCCUUUGAUUCUGAUAGUUAUUCACGGACUGAGGAAGCCGAUGCUGAUGGCAACAUUGUCGGAAGUUAUACCUAUGUAGAUGAAGAUGGAAAAGAACAUACUGUUAGCUUUGUAGCAGGAAGAAAAACUGGAUUUUUGCCCAAGGGAGUCUUUGAACCCAAAGCAGCAGCAGGAGACGCAACACCUGUAGCAGUUGCUUCACCUGCGUAUUCGUCACCUUCGAAACCAACUGGUGUUACAGUUGUUCAAGCUGCCAGACCUGUAGUAAUAACAAAGGCUGCAGGAUCUUCAGCAACAUCUGGAAGUCACACAUCGCAUGUCGUAGGCGACGUUCUUCUUCACCAGUAUUCUGCUGUCAAUAGCCCCAAAUAUGGUUAUGUGUUUACAGCUGUUCGUUAAU